GCAGCGUUCCACACUCUAUGGAAGCAAAACUGAACAAGCAACAUAUCAAAUCGAUUCCAAGCGAGAAAAGAUAAAGAUAAAUUUUACAAGUCGAUAGUUGAAGGCAAAAACACAAAACGUUAAGUGCUAAAAUGGCCACAUUGGAGGAUAAAUUACUUGGAGAAAAACUUGAAUACUACUGUAGCAGCAGUGAGGGUGAAUAUGAGCCCGACGAAGACGACGAUAGAGGGGGAAAGGCUGCAAAACAAGGACCCGAGGCAUAUAUUGAUCCUGAUGUAUGUCCUCCACCACCUGCAGCGGGUUAUCGACAAGGUUCCACCAACACUGGACCCAAAGGUGUUGUGGAGGAUUGGCAAAGAUUUAAGCAAUUACAAGCAGAGCGGCGCGAGGAAAGCGAAAGACAAAGAAUCGAGUUGGCCAAAAAGCUAACCAUGACCACAGCCACCGCCCAAGAAGAAGAGGAACGCAAAAAACAAGACGAAUUGGAUGCAGAAUUUGCUGAACUAAUGUCUGAAGAUUUUUUGCAACAAUUUCAAAAGCAACGCAUGUCGGAAAUGUUGCGUCAAUGCGGCCAUAGUCAGAAUUUUGGUAAAGUUCUCAAUUUAACAUCUCACACCGAAUUCCUGAACUGCGUCGAAAAAGAGAACAAACACACAACAGUUAUCAUACACAUCUACGAUAAAGCUGUGUCAGCAUGUGCCACUUUAAACAAAUGCCUCGACACCUUGGCUUUGGAAUAUCCCACAGUGAAAUUUGCUAAAAUUUGCAGUUCAGUUGCUGGAAUGAGCAGAGAUUUUCGCAAAAAAGGUCUACCCGCUCUUCUUGUUUAUAAAGCACAAGCUGUCAUUGGAAAUUUCGUACGUGUUACAGAUGACUUGUCAGAUGACUUUUUCGCAUCUGAUGUGGAGAGCUUCUUGAUAGAAAAUGGCAUUUUGGUGGACAAAAAUUUGUAUAAUUUGCAGCAAUAACGAACAAAAUGUUAUGGGAAAAACUACUUAAAUAGACAAUAGGUAUAUCUAUUAACAUAUGUAGGUAUAGUAAUCGAGUAAACAUGAUAAAUGUAUGAUGUACGAUUAAAAAGGGCUUUCCUAUAAAUAGUAGUAGGAAAUUCAUUGCAUUUAUAUUUUGUAUGAAAAUAAACUAAUCCUAACAGCGUUGUAAGAAUUUUAA
This is a messenger RNA of Stomoxys calcitrans (stable fly), 1170 nucleotides long. RefSeq names its product phosducin-like protein. The transcript is spliced from 3 exons. The coding region runs from base 132 to 968 and encodes 278 amino acids. The record is from RefSeq and is a predicted model, not a curated record. Lineage: Eukaryota; Metazoa; Arthropoda; Insecta; Diptera; Muscidae. Gene Ontology annotation, biological process: regulation of G protein-coupled receptor signaling pathway.